AUGUCAGGAAAGGAAAGGAGUCUUUCGCCGUCCUAUCGACUGAAGAGACCGUCAGAAUUGAAUGGUAUGAACGGGAAGAGCAGUGCCGGCACUGACGGCGCCCCCAGUGAGGAGACCCUAUCGGAUAGGGCCGACACGUCCAGCAACGACGGCAGUAAUGUGUCGUCCGUUAAGGGUCGGAAGGGACCGCCUAACUCACCGUCCGUUCCCCGUCUAGACGUGUCCUCAGCCAACCUAAAACGCUGGAUACAGGAGAACAACCUGGAGAUGUUGGAGGGGGUGGUGUUCGAGGGGUACGGGAGUCGACUGAAAGAGAAGGCCCAGUACUUCACAGACGACAGGAGCGUCGACUCGUCCCUCUAUAUCGAGGAAAUGGUGCCCAAAAUGAUGAACAAGAUUCGGGUGAUUCACGCGGCCGUCUCCUGCGGUGAUCUGUUGGGACUUCAGGACAGUUUGGAUGAGAAGAAUGAUUACGUGACG
Messenger RNA from Oppiella nova, 480 nucleotides. The record is from the annotation of a GenBank genome assembly. Lineage: Eukaryota; Metazoa; Arthropoda; Arachnida; Sarcoptiformes; Oppiidae.